Molecule: messenger RNA, 2038 nt
Organism: Callorhinus ursinus (northern fur seal)
Lineage: Eukaryota; Metazoa; Chordata; Mammalia; Carnivora; Otariidae
Gene: INHBA
Product: inhibin subunit beta A
Cellular component (GO): extracellular region
Molecular function (GO): cytokine activity; hormone activity; growth factor activity
Source: RefSeq, a predicted model, not a curated record
GUGUGCACGAAAGUACACAGUGACCGGAACAGCGGCGCUCCUGUCGUGCGGGUGUGGACGUGCCACGGAGGUGCUCCCACAGAGGCGCAGAACCUUUGGACUAUUUCUAUCAGCACACGAGGGAUGCAGCAAUUCACUGAUUAAAAAAAAAAAAAUACACACAAAAAACUGUCCCCAGCCUUUUCUGCUUCUUCCCCUCUGAAGCUACAAUUUGGGAACAGGUUGUGGGGAUAUCUUUGUGGAUAGGUGAAGCUGGAUUAGAACCAAGUUUCCUGCUCUGAUGGGUCCAGUGGAAUUUCUAUGCUAAACAUAUAUGUCCUCAAGAUAGCACCAUGGAAGUUACUCCCCGAGGGGAUCCAGCUGCCAAAAGGGGGGAAAAAUUCAAGAGCUGCUCUUAAAAGAAGUUGCCCUUGCUGGUGCUCGGGGUAAAAAUAGAGGCGGCCGCUCGGAGUGGCUUGGCCCGGACUCCAGCACCGCGAGCCGGGCUCGAGCCGCGGCCGCGUUCCGGCGUGAUCCCCGGGAGCUGCCAGCAGGUGUUGCUCAAGAGAAUUUGCUGAAGAGGAGAAGAAAAAAAAAAAAAAAGAAAAAAAAGAAAGGAAAAAAAAAAAAAAACCUGUGCGUGAGGGGGGAGGAAAAGCAGGGCCUUUUAAAAAAAGGCAAUCACAACAACUUUUGCUGCCAGGAUGCCCUUGCUUUGGCUGAGAGGAUUUCUGUUGGCGAGUUGCUGGAUUAUAGUGAGGAGUUCCCCCACCCCAGGAUCCGAGGGGCACGGCGCAGCCCCCGACUGCCCGUCCUGUGCGCUGGCCACCCUCCCAAAGGAUGUACCCAACUCUCAGCCGGAGAUGGUGGAGGCCGUCAAGAAGCACAUUUUAAACAUGCUGCACUUGAAGAAGAGACCCGAAGUCACCCAGCCGGUGCCCAAGGCGGCGCUUCUGAACGCUAUCCGAAAGCUUCAUGUGGGCAAAGUGGGGGAGAACGGGUACGUAGAGAUAGAGGAUGACAUCGGCAGGAGGGCAGAAAUGAAUGAACUCAUGGAGCAGACCUCGGAGAUCAUCACGUUCGCAGAAGCAGGCACUGCCAGGAAAACGCUGCACUUUGAGAUUUCCAAAGAAGGCAGUGACCUGUCGGUGGUGGAGCGGGCCGAAGUCUGGCUCUUCCUCAAAGUCCCCAAGGCCAAUAGGACCAGGACCAAAGUCACCAUCCAGCUCUUGCAGAAGCAGCCCCAGGGCAGCGGAGACGCAGGGGAGGAGGCCGAGGAGAGGGGCUUCACGAAGGAAAGGAACGAAGUGUUGAUAUCGGAAAAGGUGGUGGAUGCGAGCAAGAGCACCUGGCACAUCUUCCCGGUGUCCAGCAGCAUCCAGCGGUUGCUGGACCAGGGCAAGAGCUCCCUGGACGUUCGGAUUGCCUGUGAGCAGUGCCACGAGACCGGCGCCAGCCUGGUGCUCCUGGGCAAGAAGAAGAAGAAGGAGGAGGAGGGGGAAGGGAAGAAGACCGGAGGAGACGGAGGGGCAGGGGGGGAGGAGGACAAGGAGCAGUCCCACAGACCUUUCCUCAUGCUGCAGGCCCGCCAGUCCGAAGACCACCCUCAUCGGCGACGGCGGCGGGGCUUGGAGUGCGACGGCAAGGUCAACAUCUGCUGUAAGAAACAGUUCUUCGUCAGUUUCAAGGACAUCGGCUGGAACGACUGGAUCAUCGCUCCCUCCGGCUAUCACGCCAACUACUGCGAGGGUGAGUGCCCGAGCCACAUAGCAGGCACGUCGGGGUCCUCGCUCUCCUUCCACUCGACGGUCAUCAACCACUACCGCAUGCGGGGGCACAGCCCCUUCGCCAACCUCAAGUCGUGCUGUGUGCCCACCAAGCUGAGACCCAUGUCCAUGCUGUACUAUGAUGAUGGGCAGAACAUCAUCAAGAAGGACAUUCAGAACAUGAUAGUGGAGGAGUGUGGGUGCUCAUAGAGCGCCCCGCCCAGGGGGGACGGGAGCCAGAGUUGUCCAGAGAAGACAGUGGCAAAAUGAAGAAAUGUUUAAGGUUUCUGAGU